AGUCAAGUUGUCCCCACUUGUAAUUCUGUUAAAACUUAAACUUUGACCCAAAACGGACCAAAGAGAACACGUUUCUCCUUUGAUUUCUUCUCCUUUCGUCCACGGAACCGGAAUCCAGCGGGCAAGACAAGACAUUAUGUCUCAGGUGAGAAAAUGGAGGUUUGUGCAUGCCCAAAUUCGCCCCUGCGAGCUUGGUCUUCUUCUGAUUUCCGUUGUGUUGUUUCUGCUGAUCAUCAAAGGAGGAUAGAGUAUAUUAGCUCUGUGGUUUCUGCUGUUCUUAGCAAUCUUUUCUAUGCAAUUCUCACGUUCUUAUUUGGAGUUGUUGGGGCGACAUUAGGAGCAAUUACAGCAUUGAUGGGGGCACUAUUUGGCUUAAAAAGCAAUAGGGGCCUCCUGCAUGGGGCUGCUGCCGGAGCAAUCGCCGGAGCUUAUUUCUACCUUGAGUUCUUUAAAGCUUCAGUUGGUCUGUGGAAUUCUUUUGCCAAUGGACCUGUGUCCUUCCUUCACAUAAUUGUGGUAAUUUCAACACUUCUAAAUCCAACUAUGCUUUAUGUGGGAGAACUGUUUGGUCCAGUAGGGAAUCAGGAUGUAGAGGAUCACAUGGACACUGUUCGAACAAUCAAUGAAGUCCAGAGAUUAAUCGAUGCCAGAGGAGCCAAUGUAUCAUCCAGAAGCUCAGUUGAUUUGCUCCCAAAGACUAGAAUGACACACAAGAACAUAUACGACAAUUCAGGCAGCAGAAUCUCUUGCCCAAUUUGCCUUGAGGAUUUUCAACUUGGGGAAGUGGCUGGAAUCUUGCCACUGUGUCACCACAUGUUUCAUCGAUCUUGCAUCGCAAAGUGGCGUUCUAGGCACAGUUCUUGCCCGUUAUGCAGAAGGAACCAAUAACCCUUUUGAUGUGGCUCACAGCAGAGAAGCGCAAUUGUCUAGAACGGUGCCUCUUUCAAAAUAUUAGGAGUAUUUGUUAGGCCAAAUGUAAGAAGUUCAUUCAUUCAAAAUGUUCAAUGUUCCUUCAAAUGUAUAGUAGUUCUACGUUGAGUUUUGUAUACCAUCAUUUGAAUCUUGUGAUCAAUUGAGUUGAUUCUUUUGUAAA
Rhododendron vialii is the source of this 1093-nucleotide messenger RNA. Its product is annotated as NEP1-interacting protein-like 1. NCBI's taxonomy places the organism in Eukaryota, Viridiplantae, Streptophyta, Magnoliopsida, Ericales, Ericaceae. Bases 154 to 888 code for a protein of 244 amino acids. The record is from RefSeq and is a predicted model, not a curated record. The transcript is spliced from 6 exons.